AUGAGGUUGCAAAAUUCCCCACCAUUUGCUUCUAUUGAAGAAAUAAGAGAAUUUUCAUAUUGGAUACUUCAAGUGGGGGAUGGAACAACUAAAACAAUCGAUGAUGAAGAGUCAAUAAUUGAGAUACCUACAUAUUUGUUGAUCGGUCUAUGUUAUAAUCCUUUGCUUGAAUUAGUAAAUUUUGCAUAUCCAAACUUUGUCUCUAAUAUGAAAAACUAUUCCUUCUUCGAAGAAAGGGCAAUUCUUGCAUCUGCACUUGAGAGCGUUGAACAUGUCAAUAAUUUCAUGCUCUCCAUGAUCCCUGGGGAUGAGACCGAAUACUUGAGUUAUGAUACCGUGUGUAGGUCAGAUGAAGAUUUAAAGAUUGAUUCAUCUUGGUUCACAUCAGAGUUUUUGAAUGAUGUAAAAUGCUAUGGAAUUUCAAACCGCAGACUAAUAUUGAAAGUUGGUGUCCUUAUAAUGCUUUUUCGGAAUAUAGAUCAAACAGCUGGCUUGUGUAAUUAG
Molecule: messenger RNA, 504 nt
Organism: Lotus japonicus
Lineage: Eukaryota; Viridiplantae; Streptophyta; Magnoliopsida; Fabales; Fabaceae
Exons: 1
Coding region: 1-504 (167 amino acids)
Source: RefSeq, a predicted model, not a curated record